UUUCUGUGUCAUAGUGAUUCUUCCUCGUGUCACGGGCAGUGAGAUUGUACAUUACGUGAAGCUUUGGUUGAUACAAGAAACGUUUCUUUCAUAUUGAAGUGUAUGAUUAUAAACUUAGAAAUAUUGGCUGACUAGUUCGAUGUGGAAGGAAAAUACACUGGAGUGAAAUUUAUAUACAGGAUUUCCCUUUAAGAAAUGCAGAGCUUUUACAGCGUCUCGGAGAAGCAUGCAAAGAACUGCCUUACAUAGUGACUUUGACCUGACUUGAGGAAUUUUUUGACGAUGGCUGGCUUUCACUUGGUCAUCGGGAUACAGAGGAUUGCCUGCCUGUACUUCAUCCUUGUUACAGGUUCAUCCGAGGCCAGCGGAGGAGGUCCCAGGCUCACGGUCACGCCCCCAACCCAGGUCGUGUUCUCGUCAGGCGCGGGGGUCGUGGUCGGCUGCAUGGCAGAGGGGUCGCCGCCGCCCGCCAUCACCUGGGUCACGCGGGAGGGGCACGCACUCGCCGCCCAGUCGCCCUACCUUGACCUCCUCUCCAACGGGUCGCUUGUGCUGCCGCCGUUCCCGCCCGACAGCAAUUUACAACCAUUCACAAAUAAUACUAUCACUUUCACAGAUAUAAAAGAUAUUAGGUAUUGA
This is a messenger RNA of Penaeus chinensis, 639 nucleotides long. Its product is annotated as brother of CDO-like. Lineage: Eukaryota; Metazoa; Arthropoda; Malacostraca; Decapoda; Penaeidae. The transcript has 4 exons. The record is from RefSeq and is a predicted model, not a curated record. Bases 283 to 639 code for a protein of 118 amino acids.